This is a messenger RNA of Daucus carota subsp. sativus, 4722 nucleotides long. Its product is annotated as retrovirus-related Pol polyprotein from transposon RE2. Bases 180 to 4493 code for a protein of 1437 amino acids. Gene Ontology annotation, molecular function: zinc ion binding; nucleic acid binding. NCBI's taxonomy places the organism in Eukaryota, Viridiplantae, Streptophyta, Magnoliopsida, Apiales, Apiaceae. Gene Ontology annotation, biological process: DNA integration. The record is from RefSeq and is a predicted model, not a curated record. The transcript has 3 exons.
CUUUUGUCUCAUUUCUCCUCCAAGUCUACAACUUCCAUUAUUACACUCUCUUUUUUAUCGUCCCGUUUCAUGUUUCUUAUACACUCAUUCUCCUUUAUUACAACUCGGCAGUUUCAGAAUAAUCUCGCACAAAUAUUUACGAAUUAUUUUUCUCCCCACAAAGAGAUCGUAAAAAUAAGAUGGCUGGUAUGUUACCAGGAGUCGAAAGCGCUAGGCGAAGGCGUUGUCACGGAACAAGUGCUGGCUGGGCGGAUUCGCAAUCUUCUUCGAUUUUCGAAAGCUCGAAUAGCAGCAGGCGUUCGUCGUUGUGCUUGUAUUCCACCAACCAUAGCUCCCACUUCAAUCUACUUCAGAAGAGAACGGUGAAUAAGUACCAGCAACAACAGGAGCAUGAGGAGGAUGAGAAGCUGGGCGGAGCUGCUAGAGAGGCCAAGGAGAGGCUCGAUGAGAGACUCAGAUCCCAGUACAGAAAAUUGGAGCCUAAAAGUUUUCUCAAAGGAAAAAGACUUUGGCGGUAUGUGAACGGGGAUUUUACUAUUCCGACAAAAGAAAAGGAUGAAGCUGACUCAAAAUUCAAGGAUCGCAUUGAAGAAUGGGAUGUCAAAAAUCACCAGGCUAUCACAUUUUUUAGAAACUCUUCAGUUUCUAAAAUUAAUUUACAGUUUGGAAAUUAUGACACCGCAAAAGAAAUUUGGGAUCUAUUGGCAUCAAGAUACACUACAUCCGAUCUUUCUCACCAAUAUCAAAUCAUGAGUUCACUAAGUAAGCAAAAGCAAGAGCCCGGUCAACCAGUUGCAGAUUUUCUUUCUCAGAUACAAUCACUUUGGGAUCAGCUAACAUUAUCUGAACCAAAGUGGUUAUAUACAGAAGAUGCUACACUUUAUCACACAUAUCGUGACCAACAACGACUCAUCCAGUUUCUAAUGGCUCUCACCCAGGAUUUCGAACCAGUUAGAGCUGCUCUUCUUCAUCGAGUUCCACUACCCUCAUUAGAAAGUUCUGUUGCUGAACUUAUUUCUGAGGAAACUCGACUUGGUCUUGGCAAGCUCGAAUCUGUGGUUGAUAAUGUUCUAGCAGUACCUUCGGUAUCUACUUCUGACAAACCAUUUUGCAGGUUUUGUCGUCAAAGUGGACAUGUCACAAAGGAUUGCAUAACACUGCGCAAUCAUACAUGUCAACAUUGUCAUCAAAAAGGUCAUUACUCAAUACAGUUCUGCAAGAAAAAGCCAUCAUUCCAUUCAAACAAGUUUACUCAGUCUUCCGCUGCCGUAACUUCCGAAUCUCCAACCACAUCCACUAGUGAGCUAGAAUCCUUGCUCAAACAGGUUUUACUUAAAGCCAACUCUCCCUCCACUGCAUUCUCUGUCACUUCAGGUAAUUCUUGGUACUUUGAUUCUGCAUGUUGUAAUCACAUGACAAAUGAUUCAUCAAUAUUUACCAUGAAAACACAGAGUUCAUAUCUUCCAAAUAUUCAAACCGCUGAUGGUUCUACCAUGAAAGUGACACAUAUCGGAACCGUAGCUACGGAAGAUCUUAAUCUUCCUGACACAUACUACGUUCCUAAUCUUUCACUCAAUCUGAUUUCCAUCGGUCAAUUAUGUGAUCUUGGUCUUGAUAUUAUCUUUACUUCUUAUGGUUGUCAUGUACAGGAUCCUCAGACAGGACAGACGCUUGGGACAGGGCGUAGAUGCGGAAGGUUGUUUGAGCUCACUUCCCUUCAUCUUCCUACACCAAAAUCAUCAUCCAGUCAUCUAGUUGGUUCUUUUUCCACCACGACCAACAUCUGGCAUUCCCGGUUAGGUCAUCCAUCACAAUCUCGUUUACGUAGUCUUAUUUCCAGUGGUCAUCUAGGUAGUGUUAAUGUAGACACGAUUGACUGUGUUUCAUGUAGACUGGCAAAACAGCAUGUUCUUCCUUUUCCUAUCCAUUAUGAAAAAUCAUCAGCUACUUUUGACCUUAUACAUUCUGAUAUUUGGGGUCCCUCUCCAACUCCAACAAUGGGAGGAUCAAGAUACUAUGUGAUAUUUGUUGAUGAUUUUUCUCGUUACACUUGGAUAUAUAUUUUGAAAAAUCGAUCAGAAUUAGGAGAAACUUAUAAAAAUUUUGCCACUAUGAUUCACACUCAAUUCAAAAAGAAAAUCAAACUUUUUCGUGCCGAUAAUGCCAAAGAAUAUAAAGAAUCAGAACUUAACAAAUUUUUGGCAUCUUAUGGCACUCUUGCACAAAGCUCUUGUCCUUACACAUCACAGCAAAAUGGUCGUGCUGAACGUAAACAUAGGCACAUUCUUGAUACAGUUCGAGCUCUUCUCAUUUCCUCUUCUUGUCCAGAAAAAUUUUGGGGGGAAGCUGCAUUAACUGCUGUUUACACAAUCAAUAUGAUUCCUUCUGCUGUUAUAAAUAACUUGUCUCCUUAUGAAAAAUUAUAUGAAGAACCCCCGUCAUAUAAUUCUCUUAAGGUUUUUGGUUCUGCAUGUUUUGUUCUUCUUCCUCCACAUGAAAGAACAAAAUUAGAGCCGCGUGCCCGUCUUUGUUGCUUUAUUGGUUAUGGUAGUGGUCAAAAAGGAUAUCGUUGUUGGGAUCCUAUCUCCCAACGUCUACGAGUUUCUCGUAAUGUGACAUUUUGGGAACACAAGAUGUUUUCAUCCAUGUCAGAUUUUAAAAUUGACACUUCCACUAGCAUUUCUCACUUUACAGAUCCUUUCAUUGAUUUACAUCCCAUAGAUGAUCACAUGGAUUCUUCGACAUCGUCUAACACAUUUUCAGGAGAUCCUUCAAUUGAGCUCACUCAACCAUCUCCGACUACCAAUGUUCCCCUGACAGAAGUUCAGUCUGAGGAUUCUAACAUUGAGCCUUCCACUCAACCAUCUCCUCCAGAGGAGCCUGUUCGCUCUACUCGAGUAAGAAAACCUUCUGUUCGACUUUCUGAUUAUCAUGUUUAUUCUGCUAUACAAUCGUUACAUGAGCCUCAAACAUAUAGAGAGGCAAGUGUUAACCCUCUUUGGCAGAAAGCAAUGGAAGAGGAACUUCAUGCUUUAGACAAAACUCACACUUGGGAUUUGGUAACUUUGCCACCUGAUAAAACUGCAGUGAGUUGUCGAUGGAUCUACAAAAUUAAAACCAAAUCUGAUGGCUCUAUUGACAGAUAUAAAGCUCGUCUAGUUGCUAGAGGUUUUACUCAAGAGUAUGGUAUUGAUUAUGAGGAAACUUUUGCACCAGUUGCUCGUCUCACAUCUGUUCGAAGUUUACUAGCUGUUGGAGCAUCAAAACACUGGAACAUGUGGCAAAUGGAUGUCAAGAAUGCUUUUCUUAAUGGAGACCUACAUGAGGAAGUUUAUCUCAAACCACCUCCAGGUUUUUCCCACUCUCCAAAUCAAGUGUUCAAGCUUAACAAAGCCCUUUAUGGUCUUAAGCAGGCACCUCGAGCUUGGUUCGAGAAAUUCAGCACAAUAAUUCAACAAUUGGGAUUUUCUUCAAGUCCAUAUGAUCAUGCCCUUUUCAUUCGACGAUCAAAACGAGGAAUUGUUUUACUUCUUCUAUAUGUCGAUGACAUGAUCAUUACUGGAGAUGACAACGUGGGAAUUUCUGAACUUAAACAAUUUCUUAGUCAGCAAUUUGAGAUGAAAGAUCUUGGUUCAUUAAGCUACUUUUUGGGUCUUGAGGUUACUUCAGUCCCUACAGGCUACUCUCUUUCACAAGUGAAGUAUGCAUCUGACCUUUUGUUGAAAUCUGGAAUCAGUGACACUAAGAUUGUUUCUACACCUCUGGAUUAUGAGGAUAAACUUAACGCCAAAGAUGGUGAAUUACUUUCUAAUCCUACAUUGUAUCGCCAAUUGGUUGGAAGUUUAAUUUAUCUCACUGUCACUCGUCCAGAUAUUGCUCAUGCAGUGCAUAUUGUAAGUCAGUUCAUGGCAGCUCCUCGCACUCCUCACUUCACAGCCGUCCUUCACAUACUUCGCUAUGUUAAAGGCACCAUAUUUCAUGGAUUACAUUAUUCAUUUGAUUCUCCACUUGAAUUACAUGCUUACUCGGAUGCUGAUUGGGGCGGUGAUCCUACUACCAGAUGUUCCACCACUGGUUUUUGUUUCUUUCUUGGAGACUCCCUUAUCUCUUGGCGCAGCAAGAAACAAUCUCUUGCUUCUCGAUCAAGUGCCGAGUCAGAAUAUCGAGCUCUUGCUGACACCACACAGGAAUUAAUCUGGCUAAGAUGGUUACUCGAGGAUAUGAGUGUAACUCAUUCUCCAGCCACUUCUAUUUAUUGUGACAGCAAAAGCGCUAUAGACAUUGCUCACAAUGAUGUCUUUCAUGAACGCACAAAACAUAUAGAGAUCGACUGUCACUUCACCCGCCAACAAGUUGCCAAAGGCACGGUUCAUUUACAUGGUGUCGCGAGUGCAGAUAAUGCUGCAGAUAUUUUUACAAAAACUCAACCUCCUGGCAGUUUUCACAAUUACGUUUCCAAACUCAAGUUGGUUCUUCAACCAUCUUCAGUUUGAGGGGGGGUGUUAAAUAUAUAUAUAGUUUAUAUUAACAGCUGUUAGUAGUAAUGCAGCAAAGUCAAUUAUAUAGCUCAGCAGUAAAGUAGUUGGGGAGUUAACAGGUUUUCAUUUAUGCUUUUAACAAACCAAUACACGGUUUUAGUACUAUAUAGGAGCUAUUCUUGUAACACAAACUCAAGUUGAACAUCCAGUAAUACAAGUGCUCUGCAAGGCUUCUCUUAUAUUA